Messenger RNA from Penicillium crustosum, 1650 nucleotides. RefSeq names its product fungal specific transcription factor domain-containing protein. Gene Ontology annotation, molecular function: RNA polymerase II cis-regulatory region sequence-specific DNA binding; DNA-binding transcription factor activity, RNA polymerase II-specific; zinc ion binding. NCBI's taxonomy places the organism in Eukaryota, Fungi, Ascomycota, Eurotiomycetes, Eurotiales, Aspergillaceae. The transcript has 2 exons. Bases 1 to 1650 code for a protein of 549 amino acids. Gene Ontology annotation, cellular component: nucleus. Gene Ontology annotation, biological process: positive regulation of transcription from RNA polymerase II promoter by galactose; DNA-templated transcription. The record is from RefSeq and is a predicted model, not a curated record.
AUGGCUACCCUCCGGGACUCAGAUGCCAUUCCUGAUGGAACCCCAGCAAACAAGCAGUCCCAAGUUCGGGAAUCGAGAAUACCAAUCAUAGAAUUAAUUGGGAUACAGCUCCCCUCAGCACCAGUUACUAUGACCUUGUUGGAUGCGUAUCUUCAAGCGAGUCAUUGGUACCUUUCCUUGUUCCACGAGCCAAGCUUUCGGGCUCGGCUCGUCACCAUUCUUCAAACAGAGGGCAUUCUCCCAUCAGAAAAGUCAUUCUUACUGUUGCUGCUGGCCGUCUUAAUUAUUGGAGCCCGUUUUUCCAAUCACGAAGCUCUACAUUCUCUGGAUCCACAGUUUAAUCCUCAGCAGUCCAGGGCAAUAUGGAUCGAGGCUAUGGAGAAUCAUAUAUUCUGGAUCCUACAGGAAGCUACCCUAGAAUCCGUUGCCUGUGCGGUUCUGAUGUCCAUUGCAUACCUUCUAGAACGCAAGACGCAGCUCUCCUUCACCAUGUCCGGAUUGGGAUCGCGAGCAGCGCAGGCGAUGAGCAUUCAUGACGAGACCACAUGGGGACACCUAGAUCCCAUUGAGGUACAGGUACGACGACGGGUUUGGUGGUCCAUCUACAUGGUUGAUGUGUACAUCGCACAAGCAUACGGGAAACCUUCAAUCCUCCCAACCGUGCAGUUCAACGUUUCCGAGCCGGAAGAUCUGGAUGAUACCCUAGCCACUUGCCCGGGGAUUGGGUCAUACGAAGUACGAGCAGAUGGCACGUUCAAGCCCGUGACGAUCUUCUCAUACAACCGCUACAAAGCACAGCUAUACUCGAUUGCCGACCCAACAGCACACAGCAUACGCCUACCUCAUAUCAAGCGCACCUAUUCCCGUCUACUAGAUUGGGAGAAGACCGUCCCGCGAGAACUCAAGCUUGACAACUUUUCGGAAGAUCGGAACAUGAUUAACAACGCUGCUUUGCGUGUCUUUUCCCUGCAAGCCCUAACGCUGCAGGUGACGUAUGACUAUAAACACUUGAUACUGUUUCGCCCGUUCCUUCUCAGUAAGAAAUACCUCAGUGUCCGAUUACAAGAUGGUCCGACCGAAACGCAAGAUGUAUCUGAUACCACAAUCCGUGACCAAUUAUUCACUUCUGCGUUACGCAUGUCUAGUAUCUGUCGAUGGCAAAAUAUCCUACUUAUGCUUGGGGAUACUACAUCUGCCGCUCAACUGUGUUUCCAGUGCUUCACGGCGGGCGUGGUGCUCGCGAUGCUGGCCUUGUCCGAACUCUCCUCCCCGCGACUGCCUGAAUGCAAGCAAGGUUUAGCCCGCCUGAUUAAAUCCCUGGAAGUGGCCGGUGCGGGUAGUCCGUUAUCCCGACAGAGUGUUGAUAUUUUGAUGGAAGCCAUGCAUCUCAUCUCAGCCGAGGAAGUCAAGGAGCUGGUCUCUAGGGCGGGGAAACCGGCGGAAGAUGUACGCAGUGUUUUACCAACAGAAACCUUAGUCACACGGUUGGCGGAUAGCCAUACGUCUGGCGAUAUACAUCGUGCGAUUCACCAGCCAGAUGGAGUACACGGACAAGAGAUGUGGGAGGGGCUGGACUUGAUGCCAGAUGAGAGCGAGCCAGAAAUACUGAACUCCAUCUCUCUGUAUCAAUCCCUUGCUUCUUUGUUCUAA